CUUCCCUCUUCUAACUGAUCAGCUCCUGAACAGAAGAGUCAUCUUUCAGCUUUGCGCAAUAGUCAUGUGUCCUCCUAGUUAAUCUCGCAUCUCUGGUCUCUCCAUCUUUGCUCCCUCUGAUUUCGUUAGCCCUUUCCAAUUCCCAUACUCUAUCGGUUCCUUCAUCAGUUCGAUCAAUACCAUCCACUAUGUCCCGUUUUAAAAACCCCAACAGAGCAUGGCAAGAAGUCGCCCAAGAAGCCCAAGCCCACCGAGAAUCCACUGUCGCCUCCCUCUCCUAUCCACUCCCGGAACUCCCCUCCCCUCUCCCUUCUAACGUCUUGUGCAUCCCCUCUGACCUACUCGAUCCAUCCAUCAUCACCAUCACAAAUCUCCUACCAGAACAGCUCUUGGAAUCUCUUCUCACUAACAAACUCACCGCAACCGCCGUCACAAACGCGUUUCUCCAGCGCGCCGCAUUAUGCCAAAGCCUCGUAAACUGCCUCACUGAGCUUCUCCCUUGCCGCGCCCUCGCUCGAGCAAAAGAAUUAGAUCACUAUUAUCAACAACACGGUCACCCUAUUGGACCGCUUCACGGCCUCCCCGUGAGCGUAAAAGAACACAUCGGGAUGUCCGGGCUGCGUUACACUACUGGAUAUGUCUCUUUCUGGAACAAAACUGCCAAAGAAGACGCUCACGUGCUCCAAAUCUUGUCCCGCGCUGGAGCAGUGUUUCACUGCCGGACGACUAUCCCGCAAACAAUGAUGCACCUGGAAACCGAUAGUAACCUUUUCGGUGUAACCGUGAACCCUUAUAAUUCAGCUGUAACAGCAGGCGGUUCAUCCGGCGGCGAGGGAGCCCUCAUCGCCCUACGAGGAAGUUGUCUGGGUAUUGGCAGCGACGUGGGCGGCUCAAUCCGCUCCCCAGCCGCAAACUGUGGAGUCUACGGUCUCAAACCCACCGCAUUCAGAAUCCCAACAGAUGGCUGGGGUUACAUGAUGGCCGGCGCCGACACAGUAGACUCCGUUCUUGGCCCGCUUUCAACAUCCCUCGCCGGCCUAGCCAUAUUUAUGAAAACAGUCAUCGACUCCUCUCCUUGGCUGGCCGAACCUGCCCUCAUACCCAUACCCUGGCGACCCUACACCAUUCCCAGCGACCGCCCGCUCAGAAUCGGCAUUCUCUCACACGACGCCGUCGUUCGGCCCCACCCUCCCAUAACCCGCGCUCUCUCCCUUCUAGCCUCGCGGCUACAAUCCGCGGGGAUCCAAACUGUCGAUUUCCAACCCCAUCUCCACGACGAAGCCUGGGCCAUCAUCUCUAGUCUGUACUUCACCGACGGCGGAGCUGACGAUUCAGAAUCCAUCGACUCAUCCGGCGAGCCCUGGCGUCCACUAUCAACCUGGAUCCUGAAGCAGAACCCCUGUGUUAAGAAUCUUUCCGUCGGAGAACUGACAUACUGGCUCGAAGAACGUGAGACCUACCGGAAAGAAUACGCCAAGCAUUGGAACCAGAUGUCCGUUGACGCGAUACUGUGUCCCGUUGGUCCUAGCGUUGCGCCCAAGCAUAAUACAGCGAAAUACUGGCCUUACACUAGUCAAUGGAAUAUACUAGACUAUCCGGCGGCGGUGUUUCCUGUGUGUAAAGUUGACAAGGACGUUGACGUUGCACCGGGACAUUUCAAGGCGAUGAGUGGGCUGGACAAGGAGAAUUGGAAGCUGUAUGACGCGGAAAUGUUUCAUGGGUUGCCUGUCAGUUUGCAGCUCGUGGGCAGGCGGUUUGAAGACGAGAAGGUUCUGGGCAUUUUGCAGCAUAUCGUGGAAAAAUGCGGCUUGCCGUUU
This is a messenger RNA of Lindgomyces ingoldianus, 1817 nucleotides long. RefSeq names its product amidase. The transcript has a single exon. The record is from RefSeq and is a predicted model, not a curated record. The annotation marks the transcript as partial. NCBI's taxonomy places the organism in Eukaryota, Fungi, Ascomycota, Dothideomycetes, Pleosporales, Lindgomycetaceae.